Camellia sinensis is the source of this 747-nucleotide messenger RNA. The record is from RefSeq and is a predicted model, not a curated record. NCBI's taxonomy places the organism in Eukaryota, Viridiplantae, Streptophyta, Magnoliopsida, Ericales, Theaceae.
AUGAAGAGUGCACAUGAGCAAGGAACACUUGUCCACCUUUCAAAUUUGGAUCCAGAAUAUACUUCAGGAGAAGUGGAGAUUUUUACAAUGCUUCAAUCUAGGGUGGGUGAUUUUAUCAUCAUUAUUAUUAAAAUAUGGGCUGAAUCUCAUAUAAAUGGCUGGGCUGGAUUCAAAUAUGUAAGGAAAUUGAGAUCACUUAAAGCAGCAUUGAAAGGAUGGAAUCUUGAGGUAUUUGGUAAGGUGGACUUUAAACUCAAGCAACUGGAGGAGGAGAUACAUGACUUGGAUUUGGUAGCUGAACAAAGACUACUCACUGAUACAGAGAGAUCUAAGCUAAGGGAGGUAAAAGGAGAAGCAUGGAACUUAAGCAAAAUGGUAGAAUGGUUAUGGUUGCAAAAGUCUAGAGCUAACUGGUUAUUAAAAGGGGAUAGAAAUACCAAAUUUUUCCAUGUUAUGGCUUCCUCAAGAAGGAAUAGGAAUGCAUUGUGCUCAAUUGAGGUCAAUGGGGCCUUGAAAGAAGAUCCGGAGGAAAUAAGAAUUGAAGUACUUAAUCACUUUCAGAGGCAGUUUGCAGAAUCAUGGUUCAAUAGGCCAAGCUUAUCUGGUCCUUUUAAAUCUAUUGGGGAUGAAGAGGUGCGAGUUGCUUUGGAAGCUGAGUUCACAGAAUCUGAAGUUGUGGCAGCUCUUAAUAACUGUGAUGGUAACAAGGCUCCUGGACCUAAUGGCUUUAACCUUAUGAUGUUCUAG